This is a messenger RNA of Myripristis murdjan (pinecone soldierfish), 4995 nucleotides long. RefSeq names its product ATPase Na+/K+ transporting subunit alpha 3b (gene atp1a3b). Gene Ontology annotation, biological process: sodium ion export across plasma membrane; intracellular potassium ion homeostasis; proton transmembrane transport. Gene Ontology annotation, cellular component: plasma membrane. The transcript is spliced from 22 exons. Bases 371 to 3439 code for a protein of 1022 amino acids. Lineage: Eukaryota; Metazoa; Chordata; Actinopteri; Holocentriformes; Holocentridae. The record is from RefSeq and is a predicted model, not a curated record. Gene Ontology annotation, molecular function: ATP binding; ATP hydrolysis activity; P-type sodium:potassium-exchanging transporter activity.
UCGCCGGUCUUUCACCGCAAGUAUCAGAGAGCAGAAGAAGGACCCGCAUCCUCGCGUGAUGCUCCGCUUGAGACCGCAACAUUUCAUUUGAAAGACGUCUCACUGGGGGGAAAAAGAUUGUAGCCUAGCCUUUUUGAAGGUUUGAGAGACAGUCAGUUUAUUUUCACCCAAAUCCCUUUUGUCAAUCCCAGGUAACUUCCCUGACGUCUUUUAGCUGCUCAUUUUUUCAUCUUUGGCAACCUUGAAAAAACUGAGCACAACGUCUUUUGUCGCGUUUUUUAAGGCAAGACAUUUUGAUAUAAUUCAUCCUGAGGGGUUGACACCUCUCAAGCUUUGCAUCACCUAAGAGGAGAAGAGUGACUGCGCCAACAUGGGGUAUGGGCGGUCAGACAGUUACCGCGUUGCCACCACACAGGACAAAGAUGACCGCUCCCCCAAGAAGAAGAAGGGGGGCAAGGAUAUGGAUGACCUGAAGAAGGAAGUGCCCAUUACGGAACACAAAAUGUCUGUAGAGGAAGUAUGCAGGAAAUACCAGACCGAUAUUGUCCAGGGACUAACCAAUGCCAAGGCUGCAGAGUUUCUGAUCAGGGACGGUCCCAAUGCUCUCACUCCUCCUCCCACCACCCCGGAGUGGGUCAAGUUCUGUCGCCAGCUGUUUGGUGGAUUCUCCAUCCUGCUGUGGACCGGUGCCAUCCUUUGCUUCCUGGCCUACGCCAUCCAGGCAGCCACUGAGGACGACCCUGCAGGAGACAAUUUGUACCUAGGUAUCGUGCUCACAGCUGUCGUCAUCAUCACCGGUUGCUUCUCAUACUUCCAGGAGGCCAAGAGCUCUAAAAUCAUGGAGUCCUUCAAGAACAUGGUGCCCCAGCAAGCAUUGGUGAUCCGUGAGGGAGAAAAGGUCCAGAUCAAUGCUGAGGAGGUGGUUGCUGGAGAUCUGAUUGAGGUGAAAGGAGGAGACAGGGUCCCUGCCGAUAUCCGGGUGGUUUCUGCACAUGGCUGCAAGGUGGAUAACUCCUCCCUAACAGGCGAAUCAGAGCCUCAGAACAGGUCACCUGACUGUACCCAUGACAACCCCUUGGAGACCCGUAACAUUGCUUUCUUCUCCACCAACUGUGUGGAAGGCACGGCACGUGGCAUCGUGAUCUACACUGGAGACCGCACUGUCAUGGGCCGCAUUGCUACUCUGACUUCUGGCCUGGAGACUGGCAAGACCCCCAUCGCCAAGGAGAUUGAGCACUUUAUUCACAUCAUCACAGGUGUGGCUGUGUUCCUCGGUGUGACCUUUUUCAUCCUGGCCCUCAUCCUGGGCUACACCUGGCUGGAGGCUGUCAUCUUCCUCAUCGGCAUCAUUGUGGCUAAUGUGCCUGAGGGGCUGCUGGCUACUGUCACUGUGUGUCUGACUCUGACUGCCAAGCGUAUGGCCAAGAAGAACUGCCUGGUAAAGAACCUGGAAGCCGUAGAGACCCUGGGUUCAACCUCCACCAUCUGCUCUGACAAGACAGGCACCCUGACCCAGAACAGGAUGACCGUGGCUCACAUGUGGUUCGACAACCAGAUCCACGAGGCUGACACCACCGAAGACCAGUCUGGUGCCUCUUUUGACAAGAGCUCAGUGACAUGGGUAGCUCUGGCUCGUAUUGCUGCCCUGUGUAACCGUGCCCAGUUCAAAGCAGGCCAGGAGUCCCUGCCCAUCCUGAAACGAGACGUGGCUGGCGAUGCCUCUGAGUCGGCCCUGCUGAAGUGUAUCGAGCUGUCCUGUGGCUCUGUCAGGGCGAUGAGGGACAAGAAUAAGAAGGUGGCCGAGAUCCCCUUCAACUCCACCAACAAAUACCAGCUUUCAGUGCAUGAGACAGAAGACCCCAAUGACAACCGCUACCUGCUGGUGAUGAAGGGAGCCCCUGAGAGGAUCCUUGACCGUUGCUCGACCAUCUUGCUGCAGGGCAAGGAGCAGCCUAUGGACGAAGAGAUGAAAGAAGCUUUCCAGAAUGCCUACAUGGAGCUGGGAGGACUGGGAGAGAGAGUGCUGGGUUUCUGCCACCUGCUAAUGCCAGAGGACCAGUAUCCCAAGGGCUUUGCCUUUGACACCGAUGAUGUCAACUUCCAGACAGACAACCUUUGCUUUGUUGGCCUUAUGUCCAUGAUCGACCCACCUCGUGCUGCUGUGCCUGAUGCUGUUGGAAAAUGCCGAUCUGCUGGUAUCAAGGUCAUUAUGGUCACUGGAGAUCACCCAAUCACAGCCAAGGCCAUUGCAAAGGGAGUGGGCAUCAUCUCUGAGGGCAAUGAGACAGUGGAGGACAUUGCUGCUCGUCUCAACAUCCCAGUCAGCCAGGUCAACCCCAGGGAUGCAAAGGCCUGUGUGAUCCAUGGUACAGACCUGAAAGAUCUGUCUCAGGAUCAGAUGGAUGACAUCCUGAGGAACCACACAGAGAUUGUGUUUGCCAGGACUUCCCCACAGCAGAAGCUCAUCAUUGUAGAGGGUUGCCAGAGACAGGGUGCCAUUGUGGCUGUGACAGGUGAUGGCGUGAACGACUCUCCUGCCCUGAAAAAGGCUGACAUUGGUGUUGCCAUGGGAAUCUCAGGCUCCGAUGUGUCCAAACAGGCUGCAGACAUGAUCCUACUGGAUGACAACUUUGCCUCCAUCGUCACUGGAGUGGAAGAAGGCCGGCUGAUCUUUGACAACCUGAAGAAGUCCAUUGCUUACACCCUGACCAGCAACAUCCCAGAGAUCACCCCCUUCUUGCUCUUCAUCAUUGUCAACAUCCCUCUGCCCCUGGGAACCAUCACCAUCCUCUGCAUUGACCUGGGAACUGACAUGGUUCCUGCCAUCUCCCUGGCCUAUGAAGCAGCUGAGAGCGACAUCAUGAAGCGUCAGCCCAGGAACCCAGCCAGGGACAAGCUGGUGAAUGAGAGGCUUAUCAGUAUCGCCUACGGACAAAUUGGUAUGAUCCAGGCUCUUGGAGGCUUCUUCUCUUACUUUGUGAUCCUGGCUGAGAAUGGUUUCCUGCCAUCUAUACUUGUAGGCAUCAGACUCAAUUGGGAUGACCGCUCUGUCAAUGACCUGGAAGACAGCUAUGGACAACAAUGGACGUAUGAGCAGAGAAAGAUCGUGGAGUUCACGUGCCACACAGCCUUCUUUGUCAGUAUUGUGGUUGUGCAGUGGGCUGAUGUCAUCAUCUGCAAGACCAGGCGUAACUCUGUCUUCCAGCAGGGCAUGAGGAACAAGAUCUUGAUCUUUGGCCUGUUUGAGGAGACAGCCCUGGCUGCCUUCCUGUCCUACUGCCCAGGCAUGGAUGUGGCACUCAGGAUGUACCCACUAAAGCCAACCUGGUGGUUGUGUGCAUUACCCUAUAGUUUUCUCAUCUUUGUUUAUGAUGAAAUUCGAAAACUUCUCCUCCGCCGGAACCCUGGAGGUUGGGUGGAAAAGGAGACAUACUAUUGAUCGAUGGAGAGCAUCUUUACUCAAACCCCCGACAUCUUCCACUUAUUUCUCCCCCUGUCACUCCAUCCUUGGCAAGACGCACCCCGAGAUGCCCCGCCCCCGUAAAGACAACAACCGCUUUGAAGCAAUUUUCAUCACAACUGCCCCAAAGAUUAAAAACAGCAAAAGCACCUUUACAACUUUCUACAUCGACCCCCCCCCUCCUGUCCUCCUCCGUCCUCCCCAUCUCCUAUGAUACUCUUUGCAUGUGUUCUCUCACUGCUGUGUACAUAAACCAAUAUAUCUACCAAACGGCAGCUGCAUAUUGUGUAUGUAGAUUUGAAUGAGCUAAGAUGCAAAGGGAGUGUCUAUGCUCUGCAAAAAAGGGCCAUCCAGCUCCUUCCCCUCCCCGGCCCUCCCCUGCUCACCCUCUUUCUCUGAACCUCUGUUGCUCCCUCUUUUCCCCCUUCGCCAACCCUUUGCUUGUCCUCCAGUCACACACAGAUAUACAGAUCACAAAGUGAGAUCCCACCGCUGACACCACUCCGACCACCACCUCUCGCCUCCGUCUCCCAUCUCUGGGGGACCAGAGGAGUGGUCAUCUCUCCGUCGUUCUCACUGUGUCCAUUUUCCUUCUCCUCCGUUUUCAGCGGCCACAGUGUUGUUGUUUUUUAAUAUAUGGGGUGGGGGGGGUUUCAGUGAUUUUACUUGUCUUUUUUUAUUUCUCUGAUGGGAGGGGGGUAUGUGAGAGCUGCUUUUCCUCAUUUAGGCAUAACAAAGCACACCCCAUGGCGUCCCGUCCCUCCCUCCCUCCCUCUCCGUCUCUCACACCCCUCCCCUCCCCUCCCUCCUGCCCCGUUUGUCUCUGUUUGUGUGCACUGUGUGAACCAUUGUCCUUGUUAAUAACUACUACAGUACACCCCCCAGAUGGAAGAUACCACUCAAUCUUUCUGUGUGUUCUAGGAAAUCUAUAUAAUUCUAUACCGAAUUUAAAUGAAACAAUAAAAAGACACAUGUUGAAAAUAAACAGCUCAAGAAGGGCAUUCAUGAAAAAGAACAUCGACAAUAUUGGUGAGAUAGGAAAAAAAGAGUGAGAUGCAUUUCUCUCUCUCUCUUUGUGUUUUUGUUUGGUUUCAGUUCUUUUUGCUGGUUUUCCAGAAGGCCAUUAUAAAAAAUAUAAAAGCAGAGCAGGGUUUUAGGUUGUGUUUUUACCAAGAGACGUGAGACAGCAACCGAGGCUUUCAGGUUCCUAUCACUGCAGGUGUGCUGGUAUAAUGUGGUGCGGUGUGCUGUGAUGUGGUGAGUGGUGAAGAUGAAUCCAUGUUCCUGGGGUCUGGAACUGGAUCUGGUCAAGGAUCUGGCCUUGUCCCGGUCCUGGCACGACUUGGUCCAACCCAGGACUUGCAUUCUGUGUGAAUGUGUGUGGGAGGCCAGUGAAGGGCCAGCAGCCUCAGGCUGGGUCUAACUCAGAUGGCUGUAGGGGUUGAGACUGAAGAAAAAAAAUACACAACUAGUAGAACAUGUGUGUGAAAUAAAUGAAAUCAACACCAAUAAAACAUCUAGAACAUUUAAUACAA